AUCUUCAUUGAUCUAUUCAGAAAGCCUCCUUCUUUGUUCUUCUUCUUUUCCUUCUUGUACCUUGAAUUGAAAUGGCUCUCUCACCAUCCACGCCAAUUGUUGUGAAAGACUUUGUUUCCGAGUUGGGUACCUUCAUCCAAAUCUACAGUGAUGGAACUGUGAAAAGGCCAUUGCAAUCACCAUUUGUGGCACCAAUGCUUGAUGACCCUAACACAAACACUGGACUCUCAUCCAAAGACAUAGUCAUCUCACACAACCCCCCAAUUUCUGCUCGCCUAUACCUGCCAAGGAUCACCAACCAACCUCAUCACAAAAUCCCAAUCUUGGUCUAUUUUCAUGGUGGUGCUUUCAUCAUUGAAUCUGCUUUCUCCCAAUUGUACCACAACUAUUUCAAAGCCUUUGUCCCUCAAGCAAAUACCAUAGUAGUUUCUGUGGAGUAUAGGCUUGCCCCAGAGCACCCUCUUCCAACAUGCUACCAUGAUUGUUGGAAUGCACUUCAAUGGGUCUCAUCACACUAUUCCACAAAGAACAACCCUCCCAACAAUGCAGACCCAUGGUUGGUUCACCAUGGUGAUUUCAAUAGGGUUUUCAUAGGGGGUGAUAGUGCUGGUGCUAACAUUGCACACAACAUUGCCCUACGUGCUGGAUCUCAGCCUUUGCCUUGUGAUGUUAAAAUACUAGGGGCAAUUUUAUCUCACCCUAGUUUCUUUAGUUCACACUCAAUUGGAUCAGAACCUGUUGAAGAGGACCAACAUGGUGAACUUUUGAACUUGGUGUACCCAUCUGCACCAGGUGGCUAUGACAACCCUGUGUUCAACCCUUUGGCUUCAGUGGCACCUAGCUUGGCUGGACUUGGAUGCUCCAAAAUGAUUGUGUGUGUUGCUGGCAAAGAUGGAUUCAAGGACAAAGGGAUUUUGUAUUAUGAAUCUGUCAUCAAAAGUGGCUGGCAAGGGAAAAUACAACUCCAUCAUGACAUUGAUGAAGGACAUGUUUAUUAUUUGUUCAAUCCAGGAUCUGAGAAUGCCAAGAAAUUCCACAAACGCUUAGUUUCCUUUAUCCAGGAGUAGAACAGUUAAUCUCUGCUUCUUCUUUUUUUAUUUCUGUUGUAAUAAAUUGCAAGCAACAAUACUACUUCCCGUUCUUGUUAUAAGAUUCAACAAGUUAGAAUAAUUAUUUUUUAUUUUAAA
This is a messenger RNA of Cajanus cajan (pigeon pea), 1187 nucleotides long. RefSeq names its product 2-hydroxyisoflavanone dehydratase. Gene Ontology annotation, molecular function: hydrolase activity. The record is from RefSeq and is a predicted model, not a curated record. Lineage: Eukaryota; Viridiplantae; Streptophyta; Magnoliopsida; Fabales; Fabaceae.